UAAAAAUUAUUUGCAUCUUGUACUGAAGUAUUUCCUGCAUCCAUAAGCUUCUUGCUUGCUGGCAAGACAACUUUUGCAGUAUGUAUUUUGCAGUUUUAAGGCAUAAUGGCAUUUCUUGUUUUUUUCUGCUAGCUUUUAUCUGAGCAGUGUAUGCUAACAUAUUUUUCAAGUCUCUUUAAGAAAUAUAGAAAUAAGAAAUAGUUAAGAUUUGAUAAUUUUGUUUUUAUUUGUUCUCCUAAUAUGAUAAUCACAUAUUAUCUAUAUCACAUGCAAUAUUCUUUUGACAGUUAUGCUCUGUGGAUCAUAUUGACUUGAAAAGUGCACAAGUAUUAUUGUCCAGAUAUAAAAAAUUGACCAUUUAUAGAUACCUCUCUCUUUGCUUCCUCAGGGUGGAGGCGGCAUUGUGAACCAGUUGAGGCGUAGUUACAGCUCUGGAGAAUUCCCUGAUGGAGAUAUGAACCGCAACGUCAAGGCUUUACCCCACAUUCCGGACGAUGAUUAUGAUGACCACAUGCACUCCUCAGGUUCUUAUGAGUCUGAACCACGUACUCGUGCAGAGAGUGACGCAGCCUAUAGGCCCCGUGGAUCUUCCGCCAGUCGUGGAGUGCGUUCCACCAAGACCAGAUCCGCAGAUGUGACAGACUACUACCAGGAUGUUGCUGAGGAAGAUGUGCAGCGCAGACGUUCGCCUCGCACCCAAGAUUCAGCUAGGUCUCAGCCUACGCUACACUUCCAAGAACCUCCAGCAAAAGGUCAGCAGCAGCGAAAAAGAGGCAAGUCUGAGAAUCGUCCAAGACCAAAGUCAAUGAUUAAUGCAGCUGAGGUAACCCGUGGUGCCGAGUGGGCACGAGCUCAGCGUGGCGGCUCGACCCUCUCCCUGGCAAGUGAAGUCGAGCUGUCUGAGUCGUCCUCACAUUCUUCUAUAGCCUCCCUUGCCUCUGGCGCUCAAGGACAACAUUCGGUUAGGCCCAAGACUAGAACUGGCUCUGUACGUAGACCAAGGGUCAAUUCCCAGGGUAGAAAGACAAGUGGAUCAGUCUCGAGGUCGACCACGCGUGCCGAACCCACCACUGUGAAGAGGGCGGCAACCCUAGAGGCUGGAUCCGAGUCUGAGUAGAUAAAGGGACGCGUAGCCCGACCGACACAUGAUGGUCACAUUUGUUAAUGUCAUUUGAAUCAAUACAUGUUAUAUAGCAUUAUGGUCUGUGAUGUAGAGAAUUAUGUGGAGAUUAAAGCAUGUCUGUGCAAUAUUCAUAGUAUUUGCCAGAUUGUGCAAGUGAUAACUGGAAAGGAGUUCAUUUUCCUUUUUUCCCCCCUUUUUUUAAUUCCUGUUUCAUAGGAAGGCAAGGAUAAUAAGCUUUAUAAAUACUUUCAAAGUACAUCUUCCUAUGAGAGCAGGAACAUCAGGCUCUGGUCAUAUGUAUGGCAUAGCUGGAUCCCAUCAGUCUAAUCUAUGUGAUCUUUCUUUUAUACUAAUCUCGAGUAACAGCUAAUCCCCCAAAAAUAAUGAAUACAUAGAGAGGGAACGCAGAAGGAAGAUUACUAGAUAUUCUAUGGUUUAAGUUGAACUUUCUCGCUUCUUAUGAAAUGGCUAAAACAUUUGAUUUAAUGAGCAUUUCCCCCUCAAAAGAGAGAGCACUGCACUUGUAUCAUGGUUUCUAGAGUCAUGGGAUCACUCUCAGAUCCUUGUCUCUUGACUUUAGUGUGCAUUAUGUGAGGAUAUCAUUGUCUGCACAAAGCUAUGAAGAUUGCACUUGUCUUUAUUAAAAGGAUAACUUGUAUAAAGACUUCAGUACUGUGUAUGUGCUAGCUAUGAAACUUUCUGCAGUUUUAAUUUUUCCCUCUCUCCAUUUUUUGUAUUAAAAAAUCAUUUUUGAUUUUGUAGCUUAUGUUGAAGACAUAACCACGAAAUUUUAGACUCCACUCUUACAAUUCUCUUUUAAGUUCAUAAUUAUGCUUUUCUGUGCUAGCAUGUCUCAGCUUAAUGUGACUGUCCCAAUACUGUGGGUCACACAUUUACUUUUACUGGUUAUAUUGAUUUUAUGACCAAUUUUUUUACAUCUGUAAUUUUAAGCACAUUCAUUUAUUUCAUUUACACUAACUGCACAUUGGAACUACAUUAUUGCUUUGCAUUAUUUAUGAACAUUUUUGCAUAUCAAAUAGAAAGACUGUUAAUGAUAUAGGUGCAUUUGUAUAUAUGAUGUUGUUAUGAGCACCAUCAGAAAAAAAUAAUGACUGUAUAUUAUGUAGAAUUACUUCAGUGAUUAUUAGUUAUCUUCAGGCAUGUAAAGAUGAUCUGACUGAUAGUUAUUACUUCAGGCGGUGAUAAUGAAUAUAUAAAGGUAGAUAGAGUCGUUUUUAGGACCAAUAUCAUGAACGCUUGGCGAUAUGACUGAUAUGCAUGGUGGCAGAGACAAAGAUUGCCACAUCAAACACCUGGGCAUGUCACCCUUGGUUUUAUCAGUGUAGUAAUAUAGGUGUCCUAAUACCCUGCUCACGUAGGCUUGGCAGAUCAAAUUCUGGAAGCUUUUCUUGGUUCAGUAUGAUCUCUUCCUAGAUUUUAAAAAGUAAAUGAGAAAAAAAAAUAUUUUGUAUGUACAGGCACAGCAGAAGGCAAUGAGAGGAAGUCGUAGGAGUGGCACUGAACCAAGGAAAACUCCUUUGCUUCAAAUAGAGAUUGUCCUCUACCUCGAAUGAGCAGCAUUCUUGUUUUCUAUUUAGCUUGAAGGAUGUUUAGGAUGUAAUUUGUACGCAGAACUUCACUCACAACCAUUGUAUUACCCAUCGCCAGAAGCUCAAAAGAAAGGAUUUUAAAAUGUGUAAAGGUAAAUGAUGAAAAUGAGGCUGAUGUUCUUUCCUUUAGGUACUGUUCAGGAGUCUUCAAGACUCUGAGGGAAAAAAAUUAUCAGAGGAACUCAUAAUUAAUCCAUCAUAUUAAAGAAAUUAAAACCUUGUGAGCUUUAACGGUUUAUGUGCCAUUGCUAGCAUUUUAUGUCUCAAAAGGAGAGAUAUUGUUUCAUUCUCUUAAGUAUUACCAGAAUACUCCUAAGUUUUUGCCCAAAGUAACAUGUUCAUAACCAUUUUGUAAUGUGAUAUUGAUAUUCCUUUUUGUUUUCAUCAAUAAAAUUUCCACUUUCAUUAUAGGUGUAAAGGAAAACAUUGUAUCCUUAUUUUGUGUUAUGUCUGUAUGACUGUUUUACCGUAAAUAAAGGAUGAAAGAAUUCA
Molecule: messenger RNA, 3225 nt
Organism: Penaeus vannamei (Pacific white shrimp)
Lineage: Eukaryota; Metazoa; Arthropoda; Malacostraca; Decapoda; Penaeidae
Source: RefSeq, a predicted model, not a curated record